This is a messenger RNA of Neltuma alba, 4643 nucleotides long. RefSeq lists its product as uncharacterized. The record is from RefSeq and is a predicted model, not a curated record. Bases 300 to 4082 code for a protein of 1260 amino acids. The transcript has 9 exons. NCBI's taxonomy places the organism in Eukaryota, Viridiplantae, Streptophyta, Magnoliopsida, Fabales, Fabaceae.
UUGUGCGACCAUUGCCAAUCCUGCUUCUCUCCCCACCUCGCUUCCCACAUAUACAACGCACCAACAAAUCUCAUCUUCUUCAUCAACCAAAAACCCCUCCCUCCAUCCGAUUUCUCCCCCUAAAUCUCUCUCAAUUCUCACUUCGCUCGCUCUCCCUUUCUCAACCCAACUCCAAUCCUAUUCCCAUCCAAUCUCAACCAUUUCGAUCCUACCUCAAACCUUUUUCGGCCUUAUAUGCGCUGGAAUUGAGGGGUGAGUGCAUGGAAGCAUCGGUGAAUGAUUCUUCCAGAAUUUAAAAAAUGCCAGGAUUAGCGCAAACAAACGACCGAUUUAGUGAUAAAUCAUCGGUGGUGUACUCGCUUUCAGCCAAUGGAUUUUGGUCUAAGAACCGUGACGACGUUAGCUACAAUCAUCUCUCCAAGUUCUGGAGUGAGCUGUCAUCACAAGAUCGGCAGCAGCUCUUGAAGAUAGACAAGCAAACCCUUUUUGAGCAAGCUCGGAAGAACAUGUACUGCUCCCGGUGUAAUGGGUUGCUGCUCGAAGGUUUUUCGCAGAUUGUUAUGUAUGGGAAAUCUCUGCAGCAGGAGGGAGCCAGGGCACACUUUCCUUGGAAUGGAUCUCCAGGUGUGAAAAAUCAACAUAAUAGUGGAUCGAACAGUAUAAGUGGGCACCAAGAUGAAUUUCAAGAUCCAUCUGUCCUUCCUUGGGGAGGUUUGACAACGACUCGUGAUGGUUUGCUGACGCUUAUGAAUUGCUACUUGAAUUCGAAGUCUCUGAAGGGACUGCAAAUUGUCUUUGAUGGGGCACGUGCAAGGGAGCGUGAGAGAGAACUACUUUAUCCUGAUGCCUGUGGUGGGGGAGGCCGUGGCUGGAUAAGCCAAGGAAUUGUGAGUUACGGCAGAGGGCAUGGGACAAGGGAAACAUGUGCUCUGCACACUGCCAGACUUUCAUGUGAUACAUUGGUGGAUUUUUGGUCAGAACUGGGAGAGGAGACUCGGCAAUCUCUACUAAGGAUGAAAGAAGAAGAUUUCAUUGAGAGACUUGCAUACAGGUUUGAUAGCAAGAGAUUUUGCAGAGAUUGUAGAAGAAAUGUUAUUCGUGAGUUCAAAGAGCUAAAAGAACUGAAGCGCAUGCGUAGAGAACCUCGUUGCACCAGUUGGUUUUGUGUUGCUGACACGGCCUUUCAGUAUGAGGUUUCUGAUGAUUCAAUCCAAGCUGAUUGGCGCCACACAUUUGCAGAUACCAUGGGAUUGUAUCAUCACUUUGAGUGGGCUGUUGGGACAAGUGAAGGAAAAUCUGACAUUUUGGAUUUUAAAAAUGUUGGAAUGAAUGGAUCUGUUCAAGCCAAUGGACUCAAUCUUAGUGGUUUGAGUGCAUGUUUCAUCACCCUCCGAGCUUGGAAACUUGAUGGACGUUGUACUGAACAUUCUGUCAAAGCUCAUGCAUUAAAGGGUCAACAUUGUGUACAUUGCAGGCUAAUUGUAGGGGAUGGUUGGGUUACUAUUACAAAAGGUGAAAGUAUUAGAAGAUUCUUUGAGCAUGCUGAAGAGGCAGAGGAAGAAGAGGAUGAUGAGUCAAUGGACAAGGAUGGAAAUGAGCUUGAUGGAGAAUGUUCCCUUCCUCAGAAACAUGCAAAAAGCCCCGAACUUGCUCGAGAAUUCCUUCUUGAUGCUGCUACUGUUAUAUUUAAAGAACAAGUUGAAAAGGCUUUCAGAGAAGGAACAGCAAGCCAGAAUGCACACGGCAUCUUUGUCUGUCUUGCGUUAAAACUACUGGAGGAACGUGUCUAUGUAGCGUGCAAAGAGAUCAUUACAUUAGAAAAGCAGAUGAAACUUCUUGAAGAAGAAGAAAAGGAAAAGCGUGAAGAGGAACAACGCAAGGAGAGGAGGCGGACAAAAGAAAGAGAGAAAAAACUUAGGAGGAAGGAAAGACUUAAAGGAAAGGAAAAAGAUAAAUCAAGAAAAAGUUCUGAAUCAAAUGAUGUUCCUGGAUCUCCUGAAGCCCCAGAGGAAGAAUUGUCAGCUGAUAUGGAGCAAACUAAUGCUAAUAUCUGCAGGGAUUCAUUUAUUGAAAUGGGCGAUGCUAAUCUGUUGGAGGAUGGAUCUCCUGACAUUCAAGAUGAUGAACCCUCUACUGAGUGUGCUACUUUGAGAACACAAGACCACUCUAGUGAUAGAUGUGAUGGAGAAAUAACCUCUCCAAAAGAUGGGACUGAUACUUUCACGACGGAUCAAUCCAAUAUUUCUCGGCAGAGGCUAAGAUUUAGGAAAGAACAUCAAUUAGAUUUGUCUCACAAGUGGUUUGACAGAAACCGAUGUGCAGUUGUUUGGGAAAAUGGAUCAAUGGUAGGAAGAUCAGAACCAAGGCAUUGUGGAGAUAGUUUUGUGACAUCAUCCAGAAGAAAUAAUGGGUCAAACAGGCAAUUUAGAAUAAAUCCUCCAAAGUCCUAUAGUCGAAAUGUUGGUAUUAAGUAUAAUGAGAAGUUCCAUAGUCCCAAUAACCGGAAUAUUGACAGAUAUGAUUUCCAUUCUUGCAGUUGUAACCUAAAUAACAAGUAUAAAAUGAGGGUUGAUCAAAACUCUCCUAUGACUCAAGUUAGUCACGAGAUAAGACCUGCUGGUAAGUCUGAGUCUGCAAUAAAUACUUCUAAGCAGAAUUAUCGUGGUAGUAAGUAUAAUCAAGUAGACCAUGUGCAUGAGUGUUCUGUGAGACCCAAAAACAGAGCCAUCUCAGGGAACUAUCCAAGUAGGGAGUUGUUUCACUCGAAGAAAGUUUGGGAGCCUAUGGAAUCACAAAAGAAUUAUCUUCGUAGUAAUUCAGACACUGAUGUGACAUUGACGUCCCCACCUUCUAAGGUUCAAGGAGUUCAAUCAGAUAAUAACCUGAUCAAGUCAUCUGAUGGUGAAGUUGGUGUCGACAUUGAUGAUGAUGAUAGUAAUCUGAAGAUGUCCAAAGGUGCGGAUGAAGGAUCUAAGAAUGAACUUCAUCUGGAAGUUGCAGUUUCUUACAAUUCCAAAGAAUUGGCUGGUGAGGAACGUGGAAUGAUUCCAACUAGAAGUUCUACCUUGAGUGGUUCUUCUGAUCAGAGUCAAGGUAGCAUGUCCAAUUCCGAUAACUGCUCAUUGUGCCUAAGUGAGGGUGACAGUAAUACCUCUUCAAAUCGUGGAAAUACAGAAUCAUCAACCACAUCCGAUUCGGAAGAUGCUAGCCAACAAUCUGAAGGAAGAGAAAUUUCUGCGGGUAUUGAGAAUGGUCUGUCUGGUUGUCAUGAAGUUGGGUUGGGGAAAGAUUACAAUGCAAGUAGAGAGGAUUUGGCCAGCAGGUCAUUAUUUGUUCCCUUUUCAGAUGGAGCAGGGAGUGAUAUAUCAGGGAAUCCUGGGAGAGACAAAUUUAUUAAAGGUUAUUCUGCCAGCAAUCUGUGUUCUGAACCUCAAAGUAUGCUUGCCCCAGGGUCGAACCAGAACAUACAAUUUCCAGUGUUCCAAGCUCCUUCAACAAUGGGUUAUUACCAUCAAAAUCCAGUUUCAUGGCCAGCGGCUGCCACAAGUGGGUUGCUGCCAUUCCCACAUCCAAAUCAUUAUCUAUACGCUAGCCCACUUGGAUAUGGCUUAAAUGAGGACCGUCAAUUCUGCUUGCAGUAUGGCGCCUUGCAGCAACCAAUGCCUUUCUUCAGCGCUGCCGCUGUUCCAGUCUAUCAGCAAUUCAGCAAAGUUAAAGGCUUAAAUGCAGAGGAACGGUCUCAAGCUACUAAACCUGCUUCAAUGCAAGAGAAUCUCAAUGGAAAUACUGCAGAAAGGGGUGUUCCAGCUGGAUCAAAAACGGCACUGAGUGGAGAAGUUGGGCAUGAAAGUACUGCCAAAUCACAAGCGAAUAACGGUAGUUUCUCCUUGUUUCAUUUUGGAGGGCCUAUAGCUCUUUCAAAUGGCUGUAAAUCGAUUCCUGCAUCUUCAAACGGGGGAACCGUUGAGGAUUUAAGCUUGAAUAGUCGAGUCGAUUACCCUUGCAAUAAGAAAGAGACAAACACCAUGGAGGAAUACAACUUGUUUGCAGCAAGUAAUAGUUUAAAGUUCUCUAUUCUCUAAUUAUCAGAGAAGGAUAAGAUGGCUAUUUGGGAAUUUAGUCCCCCACCUUUUCAUAUAAAUGGAGGUUUGAGCACCUUCUAAUUCGGGAAACAAUAACCAUCCUCCAGCAAUUUCCGAUUUUGGCCUAUAGUUGAGUAGUGUCUGGUACACAAUUUAUCUUUGCUUUUCUUUUGAUGUGGAGAGAGAUUGGGAGAGAGCCUGUCAUUUUUAAGGUUUUUUUAUCUUCCGUGUGCGUUCAAAAAUGCCUCCUUCCUGAGUUUCAGUGAAGCGUUUGUUUGUUUGUUUUUUCUUUUCCCCCUCUUUAAUGCUUGAAACGAAACCAUUUUGCAUAGUGAAAGUGAUGUCGGGGUUCUUGGACACAGUACCAUCGUGCUUAAACCUAUGAUUCAGCUAGACCGUUCUUCUCACGGCAAAUUAGCUCAAGACUUUUAGUGAUUGCGAGGAUAUUUGUAGCGAGUAUAAGAUGAGUUGUAUUAUUUCAUUACGGGUCAAUAGUGCAGUUCUUUAUGCUUCGUUUUAUAUUAAUGAUACAGGAGAAUAUCCUCUGCAAUUUACAGAUCA